Molecule: messenger RNA, 6165 nt
Organism: Xiphophorus couchianus (Monterrey platyfish)
Lineage: Eukaryota; Metazoa; Chordata; Actinopteri; Cyprinodontiformes; Poeciliidae
Gene: exoc6
Product: exocyst complex component 6
Exons: 25
Coding region: 16-2508 (830 amino acids)
Biological process (GO): Golgi to plasma membrane transport; intracellular protein transport; exocytosis
Cellular component (GO): exocyst; membrane
Source: RefSeq, a predicted model, not a curated record
UUAGUUCUGUUAAAGAUGGACACUGACAGGGUCCAUGCAGCUCUACCCGACCCACCAAGUCAAAUCGAAGAAGAAAAAGUGGAGGAGAAGGCCUGUGGGAAUUUUUUUGCUGAGUUAGAAUCUGUGGAGUUGCCUCUAGGAACUACUUUAAGGUCCAUUUAUGAUGACCAGCCCAAUGCUCACAAACGGUUUAUGGAGAAGCUGGAUGCCAGGAUAAGGAAUCAUGACCGUGAGAUUGAAAAGAUGUGUAAUUUCCACCAUCAAGGCUUUGUGGAUGCCAUAACUGAACUUCUUAAAGUGCGUGCUGAUGCAGAGAAACUGAUGGGUCAAGUGACAGACACUAACAGGAGACUACAGGACGCAGGGAGAGAUGUAACAGCUCAGACAGAGGAAGUGAUUCGCUGUCGGAUCCAGCAGAGGAACAUGGCCACCACAGUGGAGAAACUUCAGCUCUGUAUACCAGUGCUUGAAAUGUACAGCAAACUGAAGGAGCAACUGCAUUCAAAAAGAUAUUAUGCUGCAUUGAAAACCAUGGAGCAGCUGGAGAAGGUGUAUAUUCCAAGGGUUAGUCAGUACAGGUUCUGCCAGAUCAUGGCAGAAAAUCUGCCCAGACUGAGGGAGGAAAUCAAAGAGAUCUCAAUGUCAGACCUCAAGGACUUCCUGGAAAGCAUCCGGAAGCAUUCCGACAAGGUUGGAGAGACGGCGAUGAGACAGGCACAGCAGCACAGGACCUUCAACAGUGCUGUGGCAAAGCAGGUCCACACAGGACACUACAGCAAGCCUGUGUAUUCUCUGAGCGGACACACACACACACACAUCUCCAACGGCCUGCUGACCCAUGACGACGCUGGAGACGAGGAGGAAGCAGAUGAAGAGGUUCUUACAGCUCAGGACCUGGUGGAUUUCUCCCCUGUCUACAGAUGUCUACAUAUAUACACUGUGCUAGGUGACAGAGAAACAUUUGAGAACUACUACAGGAAGCAGAGGAAGAAACAGGCCCGCCUAGUAUUGCAGCCACAGGCUAACAUGCAUGAGACUGUAGAAGGCUACAGACGAUACUUUAAUCAGAUUGUGGGGUUCUUUGUAGUGGAGGACCACAUCCUUCACGCCACCAGGGGGCUGGUCACCAGAGCGUUCACCGAUGAACUGUGGAACAUGGCCCUGUCCAAGAUCAUUGCUGUGCUCCGCACACACUCUUCUUACUGUGAUGACCCAGACCUGGUUUUGGAGCUGAAGAAUCUCAUAGUCAUCUGCGCUGACACACUGCAGGGUUAUGGUUUCCCAGUGAACCGACUCUUUGACCUGCUAUUCGAGGUCCGAGACCAAUACAAUGAAACACUGCUGAAAAAAUGGGCCGUGGUUUUCAGAGAGAUCUUUGAGUCAGACAACUACAGCCCUAUCCCAGUGGAAACAGAGGAGGAGUAUAAACUGGUGACCAGCCGCUUUCCCUUUCAUGAUCCUGAGAUUGAAAAGCAGGACUUCCCUAAGAAGCUGCCGAUGUCCCAGUCUGUCCCUCAGAUCUACACACAGGUCAAAGAGUUCAUUUAUGCCAGCCUCAAGUUCUCAGAGUCCCUGCACCGCAGUUCAACAGAGAUCGACGACAUGCUGCGAAAAUCAACCAACCUGCUGCUGACCAGAACUCUGAGCAGCUGCUUGCAAAACCUCAUCAAGAAACCACACAUAGGACUGACUGAGCUGGUGCAGAUUAUCAUAAACACCACUCACCUGGAACAGGCCUGUAAAUACCUGGAGGAGUUCAUAACCAACAUCACCAACGUUUCACCUGAAACAGUUCACACCACAAGACUCUACGGCUUAUCCACAUUUAAGGACGCUCGCCAUGCUGCAGAGGGAGAGAUUUACACCAAACUAAACCAGAAGAUUGAUGAAUUCAUUCAGCUAGCAGACUAUGAGUGGAGCAUGGCAGAGUCUGAUGGCCGAGCCUCAGGAUACCUCAUGGAUCUGAUCAACUUCCUUCGUUCUACUUUUCAGGUCUUCACACAUCUUCCGAAUAACAACAAUGACCAUGCAUCAAUGUCGGGGAAAGUGGCCCAGACAGCGUGCAUGUCAGCUUGUAAGCAUCUGUCUACAUCGCUUAUGCAGAUGCUUCUGGAUACAGAACUCAAGCAGAUCAGUAUGGGAGCCAUACAGCAGUUCAACUUGGAUGUCAUGCAAUGUGAAUUGUUUGCCAGUUCAGAGCCAGUGCCCGGCUUUCAAGGCGACACACUCCAGCUGGCCUUCAUCGAUUUACGACAGCUCCUGGACCUGUUCAUGGUAUGGGACUGGUCAACUUACCUGGCCGACUAUGGUCAGCCAAACUCCAAGUACCUGAGAGUCAACCCAGCCACUGCGCUGGCUCUGCUUGAGAAAGUCUACAGGGGAAUGAAAGACACCAACAAGAAGAACAACAUCUUCUCUCAGUUCAGGAAGAACGACAGAGACAAGCAGAAACUGAUCGAGACUGUGGUCAAACAACUGAGGAGUCUCGUCAAUGGCAUGUCCUCCUAGAAUAAAGCAUACAUGUUAUUUGUAUGUGCAAUAACCAGAUAAGAUGAGUGAAACAUGCAUGCAUUCACAUGCACACAUAAAAAAAAAACGCCCUGAACACUAUUGGUUUAAUACACCACAAAGCAAUCUCAUGCAGAGGAUCAUAUUCAACAUAAAAACAGCUGAGUUCUCAUACUUCCUGGGCGCAUGGUCAUAGACAUCAGCUGAAGGCUCAGCAUUACACUGUAUGUAAAAAGCCUGCAGGGAACCCCCUGCCAGCAAACAUGACAUCAUUUCCUGCCUCUGACUUCAAAUCUGUCAGAGGAUUUCUGCUAAGUUAUGCACACACUCCAAACUAUUUACUGAACCCUCAGAGGCCUGCAGAGAAACGAUCUGUCAGCGGCUCAUUGGAGAUAAACUGUUUUGUACAUUUUUUUAAACUGGAAUGAUUGGAGAAGUAAACUGAGAGUAGGAAGUACAGGAAGUGACAAAGUAUUGGGGCAACGAACCCAAAGAUCCAAACGUACAUACACUCAGCAAGAACAUCAAGUUUGGCACCUGGAUUUUCUUCAAUUGGUGUGUAUUUUAAUGUAACUUUAUUCUGAAGAAUCACAGAUCUUGUUAAUCUGAGAUGAUGACGUCAUUUACUGAUCCACAGAUACAUUUCAGAUUCCUAAAAGUAAUAACUGUGUGAAGGCAACAUUUCAGACUCAGUUACAUCUAAUCCUGUUUAUGUCUCAUUAUUAAUGAGUGAAAUAAGGAGAGUUUCAUUUCAACAACUGAGAUAACAUCCAUUUACUACACACAAGAAAUAGAUAUGUAUGUGUGUGUGUGUGUGUGUGUGUGUGUGUACAUGUAAUAGAAAUGUAAACUGAAUAAUUUAUUAUUGAUCUUUUUGAAGUUUGAGUUAUUUAUAUUAUUUUUAUUAUUCAGGAUGCUGUAUGUGUGCGUGUGUGUGUGUGUGUGUGCUUUGUGAGAGAGUACAGAUCAGAAAUUUAAGAGCAAAUCAACUUAUCCAAAUACUGUUGAUAUGGUUUAUGUGGCAACAAUGAAUUAUGCUGAAGUUCUAUACAUGAAGUGAAAAGUGAAAAUGUGAAUGAUGAUGUCCCAGGAGACUGAUGUUCAUAUAAAACCUGUUUAGUUCUCCACUUCAUGGUGGCUUUUUGUUGUUGUUUUUUCUGCCUUGUCAUAUUAUACAUUUCUGUCAGAUUUAUGGCACACCUAUUUUGUCUCCAUCUGUUUUCUACUCAGAAAUGUAGCUUUUUAUUUGCAUCCAUUUUUUCCACCCUGUGUGCAAAUGGAGUUAAAACAUAGAGCACAAUUCUCUCUCUUCACUUUAUUACAGAUUCUGGAUCAACCGAAGUUCCACAUGCAUAAAUAUUAAAGUGAAUCUUUGAAUAUAGGCUUUACUUGUGAUGUGAUUAUGGAGGCACAUUUCUGCUAUGAAACUCAGAAUUGAUUUUUCCUGAACUUUUUUAUUUGCUCCUGUUUAUUUCUCUGGACUUCCCACACAGCGUCUGCUGCAGCAGGAAGUCCUCCCACUCCAUCAGUGGGACAGAUGCUUCCACUGUGGAGUUAAGAGAUGAUCUUUCCCAACUGACAUUGAUGACUUGAAAUCUAUUGCAGUAAAUGUUAACUAAACAUCUGCGACUUGUACUGAUACCAUAAAAUUAUAAUGCUUAAUGGAAGGGAAACAAAUUCAACAUGCUUAGGAUUCUUUCCCCACAAAACCCAGUCAACAAGCUCUUUGUUAAUAAAAAAACGUUAAGUAUCCCUUUAUUACAGAUUCUGGAUCAGGAGGCCUUUUUCUAACCUCAAAAUCUGUUUUUACUCAGUCAAGUCCAGUGAAGACGCAGGGGGAGGAUGAUGACUGUAACACUCCUGAUCCCAAGAAAAGGUUCCUAGUGGGAACAGGCUUUAAAAGAAAUGCACCACGUCCAGAAAACAGCAGGUGGUUUUUAUACCUAGAUAGUUCUAGUCAGAGUAACAAGUUGGGGCUGCGGCUGCUGCCCAUCACCUGUAGUCAACCAGAAACAUGCAGGAUCUCAGGCCCACACUCAGUCAGUUACUUAAAUAACAAACCUUUAUUAUAACACAAAUCUUUAUUAUAAUAGCAAAACACAAAGUUCAGUCUGUAUAUGACUGAAUUAUUUUGCCCUCUGGCACAUUACAGCAGUGGAAUUAGAUCAUCCAUGCAUUUGUUUUUUGCAUUAUAUAAAUAAACCAAUAUUAAUAAAAACAUUUCUAGAUUGUGCAAAAAUGCUGCUGUGGAACAGAAUAAGACUACAUAGCAACAGCAGUCAACAUUCACAUGCAGUCUGACUAUGAAGCUAAUUAAUAUUAAUUAUGUGAAUGAAAUGAAUCAUCAGGUGGGCAGAAUGAGUGUGAAGGCCUGUUGAUCCUUUUACAUUUUAAUGCCAGGAGGAGAUACCUAGGAGUCCAGAGCAGUCAAACUGCUCACAUAAUGUUUGUUACAUAUACUAAAAACCUAUUUGUGAAGUUUGUUAAUAAAAGGCUGCAAUCAACUCUUGUAAACACAGGUCUAACUCGUUAUAAACCUAAAUUCAGCAUUUUUUUCUUUUUCUUUUGUUCCUCAGGGUGAAAUUCAGGUUUAGAAUGUCAGAAUCCACCAAGAGAAGCAAUAAUGUCGUUUAUUAUAUCAUGGUCUGCAGGUUAACACUUUACAUCUGUACAUAAACUUUGAUGGGAAUGUUUUAAAAUGAGGUUUUGUUUUGUUUUUUAUGUCCAUUGCUUCAAGCUGGAUGUUGUUGUUUUUUCCUCCUUAUUUUUAUGGCUUGUAAAUCCCUCUGUAUAUAUUCCCCUUUUUGUAAAGAAAAGAUUUUAGCAGCGUCUCUGCUCCUGACAACAUGAAGGUGGACUCUGUGAUGUGUUCCUCCGUCAGUCUCUGACAUGAAUUCAUAUUCAAUAAGAACCCCAGCUGCUGGCUACAGUGUGAAGAGCUUAGUGAUUUGUAGUUACAUGCGUAAGUAUAAAAAAUUCAACGUUAUAAUACUGAAUCAAAUCAAAUUAACAUUAUACAAUGUUUCAGAUCAUUAAACAGUGUUUAAUACCAGACAAAGAUUAUCGGAGUAAACCCAAAAGUUUGUUUUCAGACAGUUUCACUAAGAGGAAAAAGCAGGGCCAAUUUUUUAAAAGCCGGACUUGCUGAUGACCUGGUGAGUCUGUCAGGUCAUGGAAUGUGAGCAAAUAUUUUUAGACCUUUGCUGAGGAAGAUAAGAUCAUUUGAUAAGAUCAGCUUCACAUGCAAGAACCGACCAAUCAAAGAUCUCCCAAAACUAAGGAAAUCAGUGCCGAUAAAUUGGUGCACCCUACAAAUAAGCGAUCCAAACCAGCCUGGCCCUCUAGGAAAUGAGGAUCGUCCCCUUAUAAAAUCAUUAACUAACUGAUUAACUACAUUUUUUCUGUGUUGAAAAGCAACAACUGUUUAAAAAGCUUAUAUUAGCUUGUGGGAAAAUUCAUUAAAACCUCAGGUUGCAAAUGUGGUUUUAAUAAGUUAAAGGAACACAAAAAAGCACAGGUGAGCCAGAGAUCACUUCUGUCAGGAGUGGCACAACAUACCAGAGCCCCGCAUACACAACAUACUAGAGAAUAUAAUGUACACACUGUGUUGUUUCAAAAAUGUAAAUAAAGAUCACCAUCCUAGAUGGAAGAAAGUAA